AUGUGUAGUCUAAAAUGGCUGCGAUCUUCUGUUCUCCGACCAAACUGUUCUUUGAUUUACGGCGCAUGUAAUGUUUUUCGUGGCUUAGAAACUGUAAAAGGACGUUACUGGCUUUCUCAUGAAAAGAUCAAACUUUAUCAAAGAAGGGAGUUUUAUCUUUUCUGUUCACGCAAAAUACAUAAUAAUACAAUCCAUUGUCAAAAGCAUGAACCAAUAGUUGCUAAGAAUGAAGAGGCUAGCAAGAAAGAUGCAGACAUAGUUCCAGAACAUUGGGUACCAUAUUUGAUGAACCGUAUGCACACUUUGGAAGAGUCGUCUCGAUUUCAUGGAUACUCAACAUUAAGGUGGGGUGUAUCCAUUCUUGUCUUUACCUUGGUGGUUAUUUAUGCAUGUAGAGACCAGUUGCGUAGCAAUGUUGCUGAUGAAGUUGCAGAUGUUGCAUCCCGAUCAAUGGGUGAUGAGAAUGUUAUGUUGAAAGCACAUGAAAUGACAAAAGGUGUUUUGGAAAGACUUACCACAGAGGAAAAUACUGUUGUGUUUGUCACUAAGUUUCUUACAGCUGUUUUAGAAAAGGAAGAUGUGAAGCAAAGUGCAGUGAUGUUUGUCACUGAUGUCCUUAAUCAACCAGAAAUUCAGGAGAAACUGCAAGAAGUUGUGAUAACUACAUUGAAUUCUCUACUCAACGACAAAGACACAAAAGAUUUGCUUCUUAAUUUUAUUGAAAGUUUAAUACAAGAUCCACAAACAAGAAAAACAUGCAACAAUUUUCUUCAUGCUUUAACUCAAAACCCUGAAGUUCAAGAAAUGUUAUCAGAAUUUCUCAAAAGCAUACUGACAUCAACUUCAUUUCUUAUGGAAGCAGUUACUCUUGGACGUAAUGUGACGCAUAAAGUUAUUGAUGAUGAGGAUAUUCAAAAGCAGACAGGGGAAGCUUUGUGGAGUGCCUUCAAGUAUGGGGUUACUCCAUCUUGGUUUCGUGGAGAAAAUAAUUGGACAAAACUGUUUAAUAUUUAAAAAUCCUAAAGUACAGCUGUAUUUGUGAGUGAUUGUAGUAGAUGAUAUUAAGGUUUGUGUUUUUAAUAUUUAAGAAACAGCACUAAGAAAACUUAUAAAUUACCUAACUUGUCCACACAGA
Xenia sp. Carnegie-2017 is the source of this 1135-nucleotide messenger RNA. RefSeq lists its product as uncharacterized. The coding region runs from base 1 to 1014 and encodes 337 amino acids. The transcript is spliced from 2 exons. NCBI's taxonomy places the organism in Eukaryota, Metazoa, Cnidaria, Anthozoa, Malacalcyonacea, Xeniidae. The record is from RefSeq and is a predicted model, not a curated record.